Messenger RNA from Trichosurus vulpecula (common brushtail), 1547 nucleotides. It is a transcript of the gene TMEM102, whose product is annotated as transmembrane protein 102. The record is from RefSeq and is a predicted model, not a curated record. The transcript is spliced from 3 exons. NCBI's taxonomy places the organism in Eukaryota, Metazoa, Chordata, Mammalia, Diprotodontia, Phalangeridae. Bases 24 to 1547 code for a protein of 507 amino acids.
CAAAUAGCAGCUUCAGCCCCCAUAUGGCAUCCGCAGUCUGGGGGGGCACCCCCUGGUGGGGUCCGCCACCCCCAGCCCCUGCCCGUCCCCUCACGGACCUCGACUUCUGCUCCGGAGCGCAGCUGCAGGAGCUGACUCAACUGAUCCAAGAGCUCGGGGUUCAGGAGAGCUGGCACGGUGGACCAAAGCCCGGGGCCGACCUCCUCCGGGCUAAGGACUUUGUCUUCUCUCUGCUCAGUCUCAUCCACCGACGGGACCCCCGGGUUCCUGAGCAAACCGAGCUUCUGCUCCUCCGCGGCGGAGUCCGCGAGGGCUCUCUCGAUCUGGGGCCUGGACCCCUAGGGCCCUACGUGCGGGGGCCCCACUACGACGCCGGCUUCACGCUCCUGGUACCCUUGCUCUGGCUGGACUGCGAGGGGGUAAAGCCCGACCUCGAGCUGGAACCUGGCAGCGCGUGGCUCCGCCUCCAAGCGCGCGGGGGCGGGGCCUCGGCCCUGGAGGCUUGGUGCGACUGCCUAGGGCCCUCCGCCCCGGCAGAGCUAGGCGGGGAGGGGGCGGUAAAAGAGGCAUGUCCAUUGGAGAAGCCUCCGUGUGACGUCACGGGGCCCCAGACUGCGGCGACGGCCGGGCCAGUGCGAGAAGACUCCCACCCCCAGUCGCCAGCGGCCGCGGAAGAGCCCGGCGGCGACUCGGCGGAUCCGGCAGAGCUCCGCUCAUGGAAGGAACCGCACAGUGACGUCACAGAGCAACUCCCUGGACAGCCAGUCCCAGAGCCUGAGGGGCGGGGCCCUCAGGAAAACUGGCCCUCUUUGUGCCCCACCCAAGUGGCCGCCUGGUUUUUUUCCGCCCUGUCUGCCGUAGCUGUCUCCUUGACCCCGGACCCCGGUGCUGUACGCCUGGUCCAUGCCGCCCUCCAUGCCGGCGUCACUACCAUCCUUCUGUCCACUCCAGGCCCUCCCCCCCGGCUGCUGCUCUUUGACUUGGUGCCAGGGGUCUCCGUGGCCGGCUGGCCCGCGAGAACCCGGACCCACGCGUGGAUGGGUCCCGUCGCCGCUGGGCCUACCGCCUGCUACCUCGUGCCGGGCUACCGAGCCAAAAAGGAGAAUGGGCUCUGCUGGCGGAUUUGCUUUGCCCGCCAGGAGCUGGCGCUCAAGGCCCGCAUCCCCCAGCCGCUACUCCAGGCACACGCCGCCGCCCAGGCCUUACUACGCCCCCUGGUGGCCGGGGCCGGCUGCGCGGCUCCCUACCUCUUGCGCACCCUGCUCUACUGGGCCUGCGAGCGCCUCCCCGCCCUCUAUUUGGGGCGGCCCGAGAACGCCGGGGCUUGUUGCCUCGGGCUGCUGGACGAGCUAAGCCGCGGGCUAGAGGCUGGGGCACUGCCUGACUACUUCCUGGAAGGGCGGGAGCUAGCGGCGGGGGAGGGGGCCACGGAGCUGGCCGGAGCUCUCGCCCGACUCCGGGGAGACCCUGUAGGGGCUCUCAGAACUGCGGUGGAGGAGGCCAAGACUGCGCGGAAGGGGGGCGGGGUGGUGGGCGGGGGUCAUUAA